AUGGCUCCUCACGCAGAAGCGACAUCAGAGUCGACGCAACAGUCGGAAACACAAUCUACCAACCCCCCUUGCUCCAUGCUCCAUGUUCAGGAUGCGGAUAUUGUUGAUGCUUCUGGCUCCAAGAUUAUCCUGAAAGGCGCGGGUCUCGGUGGCCACCUUAAUUUCGAAAACUUCAUCACCGGAUAUCCUGGUCAUGAACACGAACAUAGGGCCGCCAUGGCUGAGGUCCUGGGUAAAGAGAAGGCUCAAUUCUAUUUUGAUCGCCUCAUCCACUACUUCUUUACAGACGCUGAUGCAAUCUACUUUCAAAGUCUUGGUUUGAACUGUAUUCGCGUUCCCUUCAAUUACCGUCACUUCAUCGACGACGACAACCCGAGUGUGAUCAAGGACGCUGGGUUCAAGUUGUUGGACAAUAUCGUCGACAUUUGCGGUCGUCACAACCUCUACGUCAUUCUCGAUCUUCACGCUGUCCCCGGAGGUCAAAACCAGGACUGGCAUUGCGACUCUGGUAUUGGCAAAGCACUCUUCUGGGACUUUAGAGUCUUUCAAGAUCAGAUGAUAGAUCUCUGGGUAGCCAUUGCGAAACACUACGUUGGCAAUCCAGUCAUCGCCGGCUAUAAUCCUCUCAAUGAGCCCGCCGACCCUAAGCACACCCGGUUAGUCGCUUGGUACGAUAGAAUGGAAAAGGCAAUCAGAGAAGUCGACCCCGAUCACAUCCUCUGGGUCGACGGCAAUACCUACGCCAUGGAUUUCAGCCAUUUCGACCGCAUCAUGCCGAAUACUGUCUACGCAUGCCACGACUACGCAAAUCUCGGCUUUCCCAUCCCCGGUCAAGACCCGUACACCGGCACCGAAGAGCAAAACUCCAAACUACGCCGUCAAUUCGAGAGAAAGGCAGAGUUUUCCCGUAAACACAAUGUACCACUUUGGAACGGCGAGUUCGGCCCUGUAUACGCAGACCCGUCCGCAGAUCCCGAAGCAGACAAGACGAAUGUGUCUAGAUUUGGCGUACUCAGGGAACAAUUGAAGAUUUACGCAGAGUCGCAGAUCCAUUGGACGAUUUGGCUGUACAAAGACAUCGGCUAUCAAGGCAUGGUUCACGUCAGCAGAGAUUCAGCAUACAUGCAAUUAAUCGCUUCUUUCGUGGCCAAAAAACAACACCUCGGUCUUGAUUUCUGGGGUGUGGUGGACAAAACUGGCGUGUCCAAGACUUAUGAUCCUUUCCUUGCAGAUCUCAAGGCUAUGGUACCUGAACAUUUGCAAGACUCAAAGUACCCUUACCACUGGAACUUUGAGAGACAAUUCGAACGUAUCAUCAGGGAAUGUUUGCUUUCGGAUUACUUGAGUAAAGAGUUUGCAGAGUUGUUUGAGGGUAAGACGGAGGAGGAAUUGGAUGAAUUGGCAAAGAGCUUUAGCUUUGAGAAGUGUGUCAAGAGAGAUACUCUGACAGAGAUUCUGCAGGCUGAUGCUGCAAAGUCGAAGCAGUAA
Messenger RNA from Aureobasidium subglaciale EXF-2481, 1488 nucleotides. RefSeq names its product glycoside hydrolase family 5 protein. Gene Ontology annotation, biological process: glucan catabolic process. Bases 1 to 1488 code for a protein of 495 amino acids. The transcript has a single exon. Gene Ontology annotation, molecular function: beta-glucosidase activity. The record is from RefSeq and is a predicted model, not a curated record. Gene Ontology annotation, cellular component: extracellular region; cell surface. Lineage: Eukaryota; Fungi; Ascomycota; Dothideomycetes; Dothideales; Saccotheciaceae.